AAAAUGACGCUAUCCCUACACCACUGGCCCUCCACUGCGAAGCAGGCGUGGACUUGCUAUAGCACUACUUGAUAGAUGAAUUGUAUUUUGUUAUUUACUUGUAUUUACCUUACCUGAUCUAGCGCACCGACCCAGAUAAACUUUGUCCCAACGGAAGAACGCGAUAACAGCGACCAACGAGGAUGUUUAAAAAAUUUGAUGAGAAGGAAAAUGUGUCCAACUGUAUCCAGCUGAAAACAUCAGUGAUCAAAGGCAUCAAAAAUCAGCUGGUGGAUCAGUUUCCCGAAAUCGAGUCAUGGCUAAAUCACAUAAUGCCAAAAAAGGACCCUGUCAAAAUAGUGAGAUGCCAUGAACACAUUGAAAUCUUGACAGUGAACGGAGAGCUGCUCUUCUUCAGACAGAGAGAAGGACCAUUCUACCCAACGCUCAGGCUGUUGCAUAAAUAUCCUUUCAUUCUUCCACAUCAGCAAGUAGACAAAGGGGCCAUUAAAUUUGUUUUAAGUGGAGCCAACAUCAUGUGCCCCGGGCUGACUUCACCAGGAGCUAAACUCUACCCAGCUGAUGUCGACACAGUAGUUGCCAUAAUGGCAGAGGGGAAACAACAUGCACUUAGUGUUGGUGUUAUGAAGAUGUCUGCAGAAAGCAUAGAAAAAGUCAACAAGGGAAUUGGCAUUGAGAACGUUCACUAUCUGAAUGACGGACUGUGGCACAUGAAGACGUAUAAAUAACAAUACCUGCAACACCCGUCCCGCCACCACCCACUGGACAGCACGGAGCUCUUAACAGUGAAACAUGAGCUGCCAGUCAAUCGUUUACACUCACGGACUCUGCUGUGUAACCUGCUGGAGGCUUUGAAUCAAUCGCCGUAAUGCACAAAUAAAGAAAGAUCUUGCUUCAAACCUUAA
This is a messenger RNA of Scatophagus argus, 905 nucleotides long. RefSeq names its product MCTS1 re-initiation and release factor (gene mcts1). Gene Ontology annotation, molecular function: RNA binding. Gene Ontology annotation, biological process: formation of translation preinitiation complex. NCBI's taxonomy places the organism in Eukaryota, Metazoa, Chordata, Actinopteri, Scatophagidae. The transcript is spliced from 6 exons. The coding region runs from base 183 to 728 and encodes 181 amino acids. The record is from RefSeq and is a predicted model, not a curated record.